UUAUUAUUAUUACGUAGACGUUCGUUUUGACGUUCGAUCGGUCGUUCAAUCGUUCAAUUUUGGCACGGUGUACGUGCCAUACUGGAGUGUGUCUCCGCAUCCUCAAGCUACAUCGUCUGAAUAAAGCAUCGGGAGUUUUGGGGUCAGAUCCUGCAGAAGACCAGGUUCCUGUCCUUUAAAUUGUUAAAUAUUAGAAUGAUCCCAUUCUAUAUCGUCGCCACCAAAGUUUUCCAAGUCCUUCAGAAGUGUUCACGGCCAUGGUAAGAAAAGGCAUAACAGACACAAAAUCGGAGUAUACCUUCACUUCAAAACAACAAGUUAUCUGAGGUAAGCAUAUGAUCAGGAAAUAGUGGACAUUUAAGGAAUAAUAUUGGCUGUGGAACUGUUCAACUUUCAGUAAAGGACAAACUAAACUCAGUAACCUGGGCCGACAGAGGUCCCCCACCAUUCGAUACCGAUUUAACUCUAUGUAUCAUCUGCAGUGUUGGGAGUAACGGCGUUUAAGUAUAACGGCGUUACUAACGGAGUUAAAUUUUCAGUAAUGGAGUAAUCUAAUUAAUUACUUUUCCCAUUAUUGCAACGCCAUUAUCUUUACUGAUAAUGUAAAGUGUCGCGUUACUACAAUUUGGUUGAAUAAAGCGCGAGGUGUCAUGCUUUGGCUAGUGACUGCACAUCAGCUGCCUGACACCGUUGCAAAAAAAAGAUAAUGAUUGGCUGGGUGGGCGGUGCCCUGCUCACGCCCCUCACUGCACGCUCUGAUAACCACUAAGCACAAGACGGCAUCAGUGAUAAUGGCUUUCUCGAACUGGAAGUACCAGGAAUUAAAGGCAAGGCAAGAACGUUUCUGUAACAUGCAUGAAAACACGCUGCCUGUUAGACUCCAAGAGAGGGGAUCUCGAAGAGAUGACUGCAAGCAUGAUGAUGCUCAGGCUGUGUGGACUCCUUCUUAUAUGCUCAAGUCUAAUAGAUUCUAAAUUAGACAUCAUCAGUGGUGACCCAGAUAUUCAGGUGGGACAAGAGACUCUGCUUUUGUGCAAAGCUGAUUCAGAGGGAGAUUUUAGUUGGUUGAUAGAUGAUGAAGAAAUCGAUGAAGAUCGCCAUGUAGUCGAGAAAAUUGAUGAGUCCUCGAGUAAACUGAUCUUGAAGAAUGUUGAAUUGAAUGAUGCUGGAAACUAUACCUGCGUGUUUGAAAAUGAUCAAGGACAGAGGAAGAUUACCUACCAGAUCUACAUCUACCAAACACCGGACUUUGGCGACACAUCAGUGUACCAUGAAUUUCUGGUGAACCAGACAGUGGAGAUUCCCUGCGAGGUGUCUGGGCAGCCUGCGGUGGAGAUCCUCUGGUUUCGGAAUGAUAGCAUCAUUAAAGAUGACGGACGAGGUAAUCUCAGAAUCCUGUCAAAUAAGUCUCUGCAGAUUUCAGGAAUUCAGCAGGAAGACAGCGGAACCUACACGUGUGUGAGCAGGAUCAAGGGACGCCCCACAGAAAGGAGGCUCCAGAUCUCUGUUGAUGUUAAUGAGCCACCAACCGUCCUGAUUGACCAGGACACAAAAAGGGUUUUGGCCGGACCCGACACCACUGUGUCUAUAACCUGCCGGGUCAAAGGAGUACCCCGUCCAAAUAUUUCAUGGACACUCCCAUCCACCUCUGACGAGUCCCGUCACAAAUACAGCUCUGAUAAGAGUGAGCUCACCAUCUCUGCAGUGACCAGGAGGGAUUUUGGAAAGUAUGUUUGCAAGGCUACCAAUAAGAUCGGGGAAGACUCCGACACAUUUACUUUAGAUGUCUCAGUCAGUCAGCCGGCGUUAGGGAAAGGAGUUGUGGUGGGAAUUGUAAUGUUCAUCUUCUUGGUGCUGAUGGUGUCAGUAGAUGCUUUCUGUUGUUACACCAAACACUGCGGCCUGCUUCAUUUCCUCGCUCACAAAAUAUUUGGAUACAAGAUUUCAGUGUCUAAAGGACUGGAUGAAGAGGCCUUUAAAAAAUACUAGUCUUCUGAAUACAUGUGAUACAUUUGUGUGAGGAAAAGUCCUCACAUUAUUUUCAUUUUUUGGUGAACUAUUCCCGUAUGUAAAGUACACACACAUCAAGAAAGUGCAAAGAUACUUUACUUUGGAAUAGAAGUGUAAAUAAUUAAAUAUUGUAAAAUAUAUAAUAAUUAUACAUUUUAUUGUAUUCCUCACUGUUAUGAACUGGUUUAUAACAAAAGCUGAUUAUAAUUGAAACAAUAACACUUCACAAUAAAGAUUGAAUAAAGUUUAAAAACAAUACAAUAAAGAAUAGAGGGUUUUUACCAAAUGUUUUAAAACCAUGUUUAAUGUUUUUUUUUUUUUUACUAACAUAACAACCGAGAUAAAUUAAUUAUAUAAAUUAAUUUAAAAAAAUUAUGAAUGCAUUUUAAACUAACAAACUAAGUGUUAAUAUUUUAAAUAUGUUUUAGAAUACAUAUAGACAAAAUGAUUAAUAAUUCUCAAAAAAACUCAUAAUUAACAAUUAACCUUAUGAUCUUUUUUUAUAUUAUGUCUAAGAUGGUGCAUUCAGAUGGAUUUGCUGUGUCCUGUGUGUGAUUGCUCUCUCCUAAGCUUCA
This is a messenger RNA of Carassius gibelio (silver crucian carp), 2585 nucleotides long. Its product is annotated as neural cell adhesion molecule 1. NCBI's taxonomy places the organism in Eukaryota, Metazoa, Chordata, Actinopteri, Cypriniformes, Cyprinidae. The coding region runs from base 856 to 1989 and encodes 377 amino acids. The transcript is spliced from 9 exons. Gene Ontology annotation, biological process: axon guidance; cell-cell adhesion. The record is from RefSeq and is a predicted model, not a curated record. Gene Ontology annotation, cellular component: plasma membrane; axon.